This is a messenger RNA of Pseudophryne corroboree (corroboree frog), 18079 nucleotides long. RefSeq names its product calsyntenin 2 (gene CLSTN2). The record is from RefSeq and is a predicted model, not a curated record. The transcript has 17 exons. Lineage: Eukaryota; Metazoa; Chordata; Amphibia; Anura; Myobatrachidae. Gene Ontology annotation, molecular function: kinesin binding; calcium ion binding; amyloid-beta binding. Gene Ontology annotation, cellular component: cell surface; postsynaptic membrane. The coding region runs from base 192 to 3023 and encodes 943 amino acids. Gene Ontology annotation, biological process: positive regulation of synaptic transmission; homophilic cell-cell adhesion; positive regulation of synapse assembly.
UAGCAAGACAUUGCAAGGGGGACUGGGGAAGAGAGAGCUGGAGACACCGAUCCUCUGUCACUCCCUGCACAGGCAUACUAUAGCAGCAGCAUCUGAAGGAGCUACACAUCCUCAGCCUGUGUGCAUGACCAGGAGCAGAUACACACAGCCAGGGAUUCUGUCUGCACUUUCCUGUCUGUCUUUUUCCAAGGAUGUCAGUUCAGUGGGUGACAGCAGUUUUCUUCCUGGGUGUUGGCUGCGGUGUCCUCACCACAAAAGUGAAUAAGCACAAGCCAUGGAUUGAGACCUCAUAUCACGGAGUCAUCACCGAAAAUAAUGACACCGUCAUUCUGGACCCCCCUCUGGUUGCAUUGGACAAGGAUGCCCCAGUGCCUUUUGCUGGAGAAAUAUGCGCAUUUAAAAUCCAUGGUCAGGACACUCCUUUUGAGGCUGUCGUACUCAACAGAACAUCAGGUGAAGGUCGGCUCAGAGCUAAAGGACCUAUUGACUGUGAACUACAAAAGGAGUACACCUUCAUCAUCCAGGCAUAUGACUGUGGGGCAGGAGCGACUGGGGCUAAUUGGAAGAAAUCUCACAAGGCUGUGGUCCACAUCCAAGUGAAUGAUGUGAAUGAAUUUGCCCCAGUAUUUAAAGAAAACACAUACAGAGCAACAGUGACUGAGGGCAAAAUAUAUGAUAGCAUCCUGCAGGUAGAGGCAUUGGAUGAAGACUGCUCUCCCCAAUACAGCCAGAUCUGCAAUUAUGAGAUUGUUACAAGUGAUGUGCCAUUUGCUAUUGACAGAAAUGGUAACAUCAGGAACACAGAGAAGCUAAGCUAUGAUAAGCAGCGCCAAUAUGAGAUUAAAGUUACUGCCUAUGACUGCGGCCAGAAACACACAGCAGAAGAGGUCACUGUGAAAGUGGAUGUAAAACCAGUGUGCAAACCGGGGUGGCAAGAUUGGGAAAAGCGUAUUGAAUAUAAUCUUGGUUCUGGAAGUGUUGCAUUAUUCCCUAGUGUCCGAUUGGAGACUUGUGAUGGUCCUGUGUCCUCUGUCAGAACUAGUAUCGAGCUGCAAACCAAUCAUAUUGGGAAAGGAUGCGAUCGUGAAACCUACACUGAUACAUCCUUGCAGAAGUUAUGUGGAGCCUCAUCUGGUGCCAUUGAGUUACUCCCAUCUCCCACUUCUGCCACCAACUGGACAGCUGGCCUGCCUAUGGACAACAGUGGUAUGAUUUUUAAGUUUGAUGGUAAACAAGGAGUGAAGAUCCCAGAUUCCAUAGUACCAAAAAAUCUUACUGACCAGUUUACUAUUACUAUGUGGAUGAAGCAUGGCCCCAGCCCUGGAUUAAGAGCAGAGAAGGAGACAAUAUUAUGCAAUUCUGACAAGACAGAAAUGAAUCGCCAUCACUAUGCAUUGUACAUACACAACUGUCGUCUUGUCUUCCUGUUACGCCGUGAUUUUGACCAAGCUGACACUUUCAGACCUGCCGAGUUCCACUGGAAAUUAGAUCAGAUCUGUGACAAAGAAUGGCACUACUAUGUAAUCAGCAUAGACUUCCCACUGGUAACGCUAUACAUGGAUGGAGUAACUUACGAGCCAUACCUAGUGACCAAUGAUUGGCCUAUACAUCCCUCACAUAUUGCUAUGCAGCUGACUGUUGGUGCUUGUUGGCAAGGUGGAGAGGUUACUAAGCCUAAAUUUGCUCAGUAUUUUCGUGGUAGCAUUGCUGGCCUCACACUGCGUCCUGGCAAGAUUGACAGCCACAAAGUGAUUUCCUGUUUGCAGGCCUGCAAGGAAGGACUGGACAUCAAUUCAUUGGAAAAUAUGGGACAAGGAUUAAAGUAUCACUUCAACCCUUCCCAAUCAGCGCUCAUAAUGGAAGGUGAGGAUAUUGACAGCAUAAAUCAAGCUCUACGCAAGGUCUCUUAUAUCAACUCUCGGCAGUUCCCAAACACAGGAAAAAGACGUCUCAAGGUGUCAUCAAAAGUCCAAUGCUUUGGAGAGGAUGUCUGCAUCACCAUUCCAGACAUUGAGGCAUAUGUGGUGGUUCUCCAAGCUAAUGAGCCCAAGAUCACAGUCAGUGGAAUGGAUCACUUUGCCCGUCCAGCGUCUGAAUUUGAGAAUGCAAAUGGUGUGAUUUUGCUUCCAGAUAUAAGAAUCAUCAGCACAGUCACUAAAAUGGAAAAACGUUUGGAUAAGAGCUCUGGCAAAAAUGUCAGUCCUGUGGUAGUGGAGGAAACGCUGCAUCGUUUGGAUUUCUGUGACAUCUUGGUCACUGGAGAUGAGCUUAACACCAAAGAGGAGUGUCUGGAGCUGGACCGUAGUACCCUGCAAGGGAAACAUCUGGAUGCCACCAAUUCAACAAAAGGCUAUUCAAUCUAUGGUGUGGAUACAAUGAAAAACUAUGAAGAUGUCUUACGACAAGUGCGCUAUCGGCACUGGGAUUCUGCUUCUAUCUUUGGUCGCAAGUUCAAAGUGAAGUGCUCUGAAUUAAAUGGACGUUACACAAGUAAUGAGUUUAAUCUUGAGGUCAACAUUCUGCAUAACUCCAAUUAUAUGGAACAUGUAAACCAUAUGGUAAUUCAGCCACAGUUUAUGCCAUCUCUCCAGCAACCAAACACUGAAGUACUACAUGAAAGCCGUGUUUCUCCAGGUGCAACAACAAUUGUCCUAGUGGCGUGUGUCAGCAUAUUGGUCAUUAUUGUCAUCCUGGGAAUCUUCAGAUUGCGAGUAGUUCACCAACAGGACUUUCCGGAAAAAGAGGCGACAAAAGACAAUGAAAUGGAUUGGGAUGAAGCUGCUUUAACUAUCACAGUAAAUCCUAUGGAGAAAUAUGAAACUAAUGUCCCUGGAGAAAAUGAAAGUGAAGAAGAGGAAGAGGUUGAAGAGGAAGAUGAUGAUGAAGAAGAGGAGGAGGAGAGCACAAGUGGUGAUUCCGAUGAUAGUGAUGAGGAGGAUGCUGAACACCAGGCUAAGUUAAGGCAGCACAGUGCAGCACAAAGAGGGCAGCAGGAAUGGAAUAAAUUAACACUUACGUACUAAUACUUUCUUCUUCCUAUUCUUCCUUUUGUAAACACAAAUCUUACUUAUUUCAGAAGCAAGUUAGUUAAAGAUGCUGGAUUAAGUGACAGGAUUAUCAAUGAGAGCUGGGACUUAGUCCAGUUGCUCACAUACCAUAACCUAAAAGCAAACCUUGGGUUGUUGUAUGAUAAGUUUUGAUGCCAGCAAGAGGUUUUCUUAGAACAUUAGUUGUGACAGUAAUGACAUACCAGCUCUCUGUGCUUAAUGAGAGAUGGGGGAGACAUCAGUUGCCCAAGAGAGGACUUAUUUUUUAAAAAACAAUUUGAACCCAUUUGCUCUUGAGAGGUCUGCAGAUCAAAAAUGAAUACAGUGCUGAUGGAAUCUAAUUUAGAACAUUGAACGGGUCUCCUGUCACCCUGUAGCAUUUAUUGUAGAUGGGACACGGGAAGGGUAUGAUCAAGGGAUGUAGAGACCACAAAGGAAAAAAGGUGUCACUAUAAGCGAGAAGAAAAGGUAACACCAAUACAAAGUGCAUCACUUUUUCGCCCUGCAUUUUCCUAAUGCUCACAAUAGAGAGUGGCUACUCUUCACUAACAGCGACUUAUACAGUGUCAGAGGACAUUGCAGGGAGAUGCAAGAUGGAUCAGGGGUUCCAGCUGUACAUCUGCCCUUGGAGUAGGCAGCCAGAACUGCAAUCAUAGUGUUGCUUCAGUUGUCAUUUCACUUGGCACUGUUCUGAAGUGUUACCAAAAUCAUUACUGUCAGACAGCUGCUAUUUUGUCAUUUGUUUUUGCAAAUUAUUCUAGAAGUAUUCAAAAUGACUACAUUAAAAAGUUCAACACGCCUAAGCAUUCUAGGCUCCAAUCAAGAUAUCAACGCAAUAUAUUUAUCUUGAGGAAAGAGAAAACUAUUGAAACCUGUAAAAAGGAUAUGUGGAAGUAUUACCCAUAGAAUCAUUCAGGGUCUUGUUAUGGUUUAUCUAGUUGAUUUUAGAAAAUGAUAACUAGAAUAUGAUCGGUUUUUGUGAACUAUACUUCAAACCUUUCCUCUAUAAUAUAAACCCCAAAAUUGUAGGACUAUUCUUGCUGAUUAAACAAAAGUGGUACUGUGGAUAUCUGAUGUAUCAUACUAAACUAUUCUCUAUUCUAUGGUUGCUUUAUGGCUAGACAUGGCUCAGUCUAUCCACUGACUAAAUGCCUCUCUAGAGACGGAAAUUGCGCUAGAAUAUAUCUAGGCUAAAACAAAGUACAGCACACUAUUAAAAUACAAUACUGAAUGACAAAACAAAUAAAUAACAUUUUAAAUAUUCAUACAUUUCUAAUAAAAAACAACAGAACAUUUCAUACUCAUAGAAUGUACAGUGAUUAUAAUGUUUGGUUUAUUUAUUUUUAAAUAAUAAUUGAUAUACUAUAGUUAAAAAUAAUCUUAAAAAAGAAGUAAAAGCUAUUGUAAUUUACAUUGCCAUUAGCUCCCAUUUCCACAUUGGCCCUAAUUAUACUGUUUAAUUUCACUGAGCUUGGUAUCGAAAUCUCCAUUGUGGAAAGGGCUAAAAGACAUAUAAUCUUCAUAUGUCUGUCAUUUUUAUACUCAUUAACGUCACUUGGUUCCUCUUGCAAUGGGUGGAGCAAAACCUGGCUUAUUGGGAUGGAACAGUAAAAGUAGUCUCAGUGUGGAAAUAGCUUUUGGUUUUGUAAAACUGCCACAGUAUAUCUGUAUUUGAAAGGACAUUUACCCAUCAUUUCAGUUGUGAAAACUGAUCAUUUUAAUUAUGAUCUUUUGUUUUUAAUUUUUUUCUUUAUGGUUGAUUUAUAAAUAUCACACAAAUAAUGUCAGUUAGAUAUACUUAAUGAAAUCCUCCUCUAAAAAACUAAUAAUAUUACAUUUUAAAUAAUGUUACCAGUGUAUUUCAAACAGGAAUUCUCCAAUUCUGUAUUUUAGGUAUUUAAACCAAUUAGUAACUCUAAUUUGUAUAUUCAUAUUAAACAAGAAGUGGCCCAAAUGACCAAACUGUAUUUGUAAUUUAGACCCUGAAAAUGGGAUCUCUGUUUUAUACAUUAAAAUUGUAAAAGUACCUUUAUUGCUGAACAGCAACCUUUCCAAAUCCAAAGGUACAGUACUCCUGAAUUGAUGCAUCCCAAUUUUAUAAGGCACAGUUUCCACUCUCUUCCUCAUGUUUAUGAAGACAUCUUACUAUCGACCAAGUCGUUUCAAUAAACAGCAACGUAAACAGGCUACAAGCCUACACUGCACUCUACUAAAAUUUAAAUGGCAAGAAGCAAAACAAAUGUAGUUAGUAACAUGCAUAUUUUUUUCCAAUUAAUUGAACUGCAAAAUCUAAAUUAUUUUUAUGUAACUAAAGAGAGCAUUUUGAUCAUGUCACUCCUAUAUGUGUUUAGAGUUUCUUCUUAAACCACAUAUCAUAAAUCAUUGCAGACUCUUCUCUGAGCAAAAGGGUUAACUAAAAUCUAAUUCUGAUUGGUAAUGCAUGCAAAAUAGAAAAGUAUAAAACCAUGUCCUGUCAAUCAAUCCACUAAUUUUUUUGUCAAUGCUAUUUUUUCAUACAAGAAAGAUUUUGGUUAUGAAAUUGUACCUAAAUAGUCUUAGUUAAGCCCCUUAGCUUUAUUUAAAAAUGGUUCCAAUUUGAUAUGGGAUCAACUGUGGGUUUUAAAGCCUUGUUGAAUAUCAGUUUCUUGGGAAGGAUUGUUUAGAAUUUUUCCAAACUCUAUUUAUGCAUUUCAGCAUGUAGAAUUGUUAAUGAGUUUUAGUUUUAGUAAAACUUAUCAUUGCUUAUGUCUGUUAAAAAGCUGGUGAAAGGGACCAUCCAGUACCAUUUAAAAAUUGGGUGGAAAUGUCAGAUGAAUUAUUGUAAUUUGUGGUUGCUACUGUGCUAAUGGAAGUAUUCCCCUACCAAUACCAGGAGCAAGCAUUUUAUUAACGCGUUACUAUAUCUCUUUCACGCAAAAGGUAACUGUGUACUCAGAAUGUUAAAGUCUAGCUAAUGUACUAAUUCUGUAAUAUGAUUUAAUGGGUAGAAAAUAAAAAAAAUCAGGGGUUUUUAAUUUUUGGGGCAAGACUCAAAGAAUGGAUCAUGGGACCAUUAGUCAUGCUUUUAAAUGUGGCAAAUUACAAUCAAGAAAGGAAUUUAAUUCACCACUGUAAUUUAUUGUGAAUUAAUUGAUCCCAGUGCUGGCAGUAUUUAUCUUGGAUUUUUUUUACACAUCUGAACAGACGUGAAAAAAAUCCUCAGAAACCAGCGGGUUAAUAAUGGGUGCUGGGACCCUGUUAACACCCAAAUCUGUGAACGUUUCUGAUUCUAUAUGCUAACACCCGUUUACCCAUGUAAACGUCCGUUAACACGUUAAAUAACGGGGUCUCAAGUGAAAAAUGGAGUGCAAUUGAAUAGCCACGGCGAUAAAGCGUGAGGCUACCUCCCUUUUUCACCUGCAGCAAUUUACCAUGGGUAACUGAAUUCCCCCCAAACCUACCAACAUAACAAACUGGCAACACUGGGACAUUUUAGGCCCAGGUUUCACCCUGCGCCUGCUACUAACCACAAGCCAGAAUUUGAUACUGCACCUAAUGCUUGUGGCUUAAAGUUGUACAAAUGCAAACACUAUACUUAAGAAGAGAACAGUGAAUAAUGAAAAGGAAUUCCAAUAUUAAUUGAAACUGAGAGUUUUAUAAGCUAAUUCAUAGGCACAAUUGAGGUCAUUGCCCAAUAAGAGUAAGAAUCCCUGAUUUAGAUACUCUGUUGCUUUGUAAAGUUCUGCUUUAUUUUAGAAUGUUUUCUCCUUGCCCACUCUUCACAAGUGCAACCUCUUUGUAGUUACACUGCAGAUAAAAAAUAUAGCAAAUAUUGCAAUACAAGUCACAUGCAUAUUAAAUUAAUUGGAUGGUAUAAGGAAAUGUGUCUAAUGCUACCAAAGGCUGUUUAGUGCAUUGCAAGCUCCUCUUCAUUAUCACCAAUUUAAAAAAUAGAGGUAAAUUGUAAAAUAAUUAAAUUAUUUCUGAUCUUAUAGCUUUUUUUUCACUCUUAGUGGUUUUUGUAUACUGCAUACAGUAAGGGAAUUCAUACAUCUACGGGCCACUUCCCUGUUCUCGCAAAGCAGGUCCAUUCCGCCGAUCAAAAACAUUGAAGGCGAUUCCAUGGGGUAUUGGCAAAAUACAGCAUGUAAACAAUCCCAUACUUGCCGAUCCCGAUAAUUUUUUAUCUGAAUUGGCAAAUUGAGGAUUUCCAACAUGUUGUAUUUCCUCAAUCCCUAGUCAUCAGCAGAAUGGAGACUUGCCCCGAUAGCUGCCUGUUGUAUGGGCACCAUAAGUCACAUUGCAGUUCAUGAUAAACUCAUAAUUCUGGAUUACUGAAAUAUUAUCCUGGAAUACAGGUAUCAGCAAGCAACAUAAAAUGUCAGGAGCAUAGUCAGAGGUGCUGUGGAUGGUCAAAAUCAAAAUUGUAUACUGAAUGUUUAAGAAUUAAUUGUUACAACCCUCUGCAUACAGGUAGAGUGAAUUCCUACAAACAAGAAGUGCAUGAGGAUGUAAAGUGGAGGCACAAUGCAUUAUUUGCUCCGAUUGUUCAGGUACAGCAAGGAGCAAUGCCCACUACAGUAUUCCCUGACCUUACCGUGUACACAGGAUUAUUACAUGAGAUACUGUAAGAACCAGAGUCUCUUUGACUCUCAGCUGAUGUAGAGUAUGAGUGAUGUAGCAUCAGCCGCAUAAAAAGCACAAUUAAUCAAGUCUGGAAAAGUAAACAGUUUUCUGGUUGUCAACCUCAAUGAUCCUGUCCCAGACUGCCUGUGGUGGCUUUAUCCACAGUGUUCUCUCAGUCCACACCCUCCUAUGAUCUUAUUGCCUUUUUGCCAUUGUGACUGGUUAUCACAAAUGCUGGAGCUUUCAUCAAGCAGUGUAAUUAAUAGUAAAAUGUUUCAAUUACAAUUUAUAGAUACAUAUUUUCUUCUUCUUUAUGUUAUAUUCAUAUGAAUCAAUUCUUUAGUUUCUUUAUGUGCAGUUACUUUAUAUUAAUUACUGGUGGUACAUUUAUAGUCAUCUGACCAUAAAGCUAUAUAGUAUGGUGCAUGUGAGCUUCACAGCUCAGUUUCUAUGGAGGUGGAAUACCUACUAUAGUAACGUCACAUGAAAUCCCCCACCACUGAGGUCGUUGGUAACUAACGUAAUUCCUACCAGGAACUACUGUAUUACAGUAGUCAUAGCCAGCCACUAGAGGGAAUGUUUGCUCAAUAUUACAAUACAUGUACGAUUAUACUGCUUAAAUAAAGAUAUAAGUUCAGAUGGCAAUUAUGUUACAUAAAGAAUGCUGGAUUUUCGUGUAUUAUACCGUGUGGUCUUGAACUUUAGAAUUAGGCUAUUUAAAUAAUUUUGUGGAAAAAAAGUUAUUCAUUUUAAAUUACGAUUGACUCCUAAGUAUAUGAGCCUGGAUAUACUAUAUAUAUAUAUAUAUAUAUAUAUAUAUAUAUAUAGAUAUCUUUCAUGGUUGGAGAUAUAGUUAACCAAGGCCCUCCAUUUGAAUAUAUCAGGUGGAUCCCUUGUGAACCAAGUUCUAGCCACUCUUUCUCCAGAGUGGUAAGAGUAUAACCGCUAGUUUCAAAUCUUAAAUGGUGAUCUAACCAAUUAACUCUUGUCAUUUUUCAACCACAGUUCGGAGCUGAUUGGUUGGAGCACUACUUAAGAUUAGUGACGAUUUAUAACAAGAAUAUCACUCAUUUUUAAAUAUGCCCCUCAGUCUUCAUCUCUUCACUCGAAUGUCACCAGGUUUGAGUUUGGUGGGGAUAGAAAAACCUGUAGCCCAGUGGUUCCCAAACCUAUUUGAAUCACUGCACCCUAGAGUAUCAGAAUUUUUUUCAAGACACUUCUAGGCCAAAAGUUUCUUACUGAGAAAUUUAGAAAGAAGUGUACAUUAAGUAAAUUGUGCUUAUAUGUCAUUCUUAUGGUGCCCAUACACUUGUGCGACGCGACAUCGCGGGGCAUCGCACCGGCAGUUCAGGUGCGAUGAAAUCGCACCUGAACUGCCAAAGUGAUUACCAUGCGAUCAUGCGAUAGAUCGCAUGGUAAUCACGUGAUGAGCACGUCACCGCCGAGUGGGAGCGGCCUCCAUCCGCUCCCGGUGGGUGCCCAUCGCACAUCGCAGUGCGAUAUAUAGCAUGUGUUUUUAAAAACACAUGCGAUCGCACUGCGAUUCGAUAAAUAUUAAGUGCAGCACAUACUGUCUUGAGACGUGAGAUUCGACCGGCGUGCCCGCACAUCGCGUUGAAAGGUACCUAAAAUGUGCAUACAAUCCUUCGAUUCCUCUCACAGAUGUGGUUGAAAUCGAAGGUUAGCACUGAUUAUCUCACAAGUGUAUGGGCACCAUUAGGUUCAGUUGUGUGGUGUGGGACAGGAUUUGCUUCUGUUUGUCCACAUAUUUUAUGAUUGGCAGCCACCAGCACUGGUUUUUCCUGUUACAUUGACCAUAAUUAAUUUUAAUUGGCCCUGGACCACCAAUCCAAGGCACCCCUGCAAGUUACCUGAGGCACCCCGGGAUGCCACGGCACACAGUUUGAGAACCACUGCAGAAUGCUUGCCACAGGGGGAGAUAUUUCAAACCUUCUACUUUAUAGAAGUCAUGUGUAAAAGUUGCUUAAAUCAACCAAUCACAUUCUAGCUCUCAUGCAUCCAGUUCAUUUUAUAACAUGAUAAAUUGGUUGCUAUGGGAAAUGUCUCCACCUGUCCUCUUUAUGAGGUUUGAUAUAUCUCCCCCAUAGUAUAGGAGAGAGUGCUGAUCUUGUGGGAGGCAUUAACCUGUUUCCUCUUCUAUGUUAGUGAGGACAUUGCUGCAUGUGACAGGGUUCUGUCAGUCACCUAGUCGGAGAUGUAGGGUCUCUUCCAGUAUAGACUAGUAAUGUAAGGCUCCUGCAACCUGAUUCCAGAAGAUUGUACUGUUAUAUGCAUCUUUGAUAAAGAAAACUUUGUAUGGGGGACAGUGAGCAUACACAGUACCUACAAGUGCGCUUUAUAGUGGGCGCAGACAAUGGCAGAACAACAAUCGCUGUGACAAGUGUUAUUUCUAUAGGACAUCAUACCUUCUCCUGGCCUCAAAUAUGCUGCACCUGCUGCAAUGGCAGUAGUUCCACCGCUGCCUCUGUGUGGAAGUUCAUACUGCACCUUGGGCCUAAUUCAGACCUGAUCGUAUAUUUUGCACAUCUAUGAUCAGUCUUCAGACAUGUGGGGGGACGCCCAGCACAGCGCUAGUCCGCCCCACAUGUCAUGCUCGACCCCCCCACACAGGUACAAAAGCAGCGGCGAUGCUUUUGUACUGGAAGAGUUGCUCCCUACCAGCACAGCUCCUGCGCGCUGGCAGGGAGCUACUUGUCGCUGUGAGGGUCGCAGCGGUUGCUUGUGAUGUCAUGCAGCCGCCGCGGCCGCCCCCCCCCCCCCCCGACAGUCCGGGCAUGCCUGCGUUGCCCGUACUGCGCCCCCUAAACGGCAGCCAAAUGCCAACUUCCCGCCCAGCAGGGCUAAGAUGGCCAUCGACUGUCUGGCAUGCGUCGGCGCACUGCAUUCGCAGUUCAGACCUGAUCGCUGCUGUGCGAAAAUGCACAGCAGCGAUCAGGUCUGAAUUAGCCCCCUUGUCCUAAUGUGAAAUGUACUCACUCAUGUGUCAGCAUACAUGACUAUUGACCACCAGACUACCUACAAUGGCUUGCUAUACACCUAAUUGAUGUAGAGUUAAUCCUUAAUAUAUUUCAAUAAUUCAAGAUACUUUAACUAAAAUCUCUUUUAAAGAACAUGGAUCAAAAAACUAAGAUCAAUACCGCCCAGUAGGCAUAUGAAAUCCAAUGUUGAUGACGUUAUUAAAUUGGUAAAAAUAAGAGAAUAAUUGGCAUUCUAUGGAUGAGCAUAUGUACCCCAGAGGAGGAAAUGCUGCAUUAAAAAAGCUGACGUCUUAUUUUAUAUUUAAGUACUGCAUUACAAUUUAGAUUACAACAGCAGCUCAACUGGUAAAUUAAGAUUUUAAGGGGAAGAUUUAUCAAAACUUGGAGAGCGAUAAAGUACCAACCAAUCAGCUCCUAAUUGUUGUUUUUCAAACACAGCCUGUAACAUGACAUUUUCUGUAGAUGCUGAUUGGUUAGCAGUUUAUCUUUCCCAACUUUAUCUCUCUCCAAGCUUUGAUAAAUCAUUCCCUAACCCUUUAAUUAACAUUCUUAAAAGAUAGCGCCAGGGACACAGAGGGAAGGAAGCAUUAGCAGACAUGCUCAAACCGCCAUGUUGCCUUGAUUGCCUUAGUAUAUCAGGUUAUAGAAAAAGGGAUAAAGAGCUUAGUUAAAAAGGAGUUUCUGAAGAAGUGCUAUAACAUAUGUCUUUGGUAUUAUUUCUCCAAAUAUAGGUGAGCUAAAGUUAAAAAUACAUUUCCUAAAAGACUGUUUUGUGCACAAUUUCAAGCUUUGAAGAGCGCUCUGUGGGCGCUUGUACACACUUUAAGUGUUGCUAAAGAUUUCUGCCUACAGAAGAUCAAUGUAGUGAAACGCAAACAUCAGUUGCAGUUUCAUUUGGCCUGCAGGGACCCACACAUCUUUCUACUUAGUAAAACAAAAAAAUUCAAUGUUUUCUGUGAAGUCCUCAUUAAUUUCAAAUAACCUGAAGCAGCAAUUCUCAGACAUAAGUCAGUGGUGUGGCUAGGUACACCAGCUUACACUUUAUGUGCAAUGCAUUGUUUGGUAAUUACUGGCAGAACACAUUUAUAACAAUUCAAAGCUGGUAGUUGCAAUACAUUUUUAUGGAGCCACACUGUGUGACUGUGUGUACAGCAGGAAAAGUUUCAUUAUUGUAAGAACAGAGAAAGAAGUACAAGAAGUCCUAUGUGCUAAUUAACAUGAGGGUGAAUUAAACUAAAUUGCCCACAUGUAAGGAUGAUGAUUACAAUGAUGUGUUAACCCCAGCAAUUGCAUCUGAACUUAGCCCCCUUGCGUCAGACCUGCCAGUCACAGUUAAUCCUAUAACCGUCAAGAUAAAUGUGGAUACAUCUGUAGUUGGCUUUACAAAUUGGUGGAAAUUGGAAUGUAAAUUGGGAUAUAUAUGGCUUAAAUGGAUAACUUUGUCUACAUCGGUAUCAAUGUAGACAUCUAAUUCAAUUUCCGGAAGAAGAGAUACUGUAGCCAGUACUAAUCAUGUAAGAAAUAAAUGUACUGUACUUGUACCCCUUGCACUGAAACGUGGGGCCUGAUUCCAAUUUGUAAGAUACUGCACAGGUGCAGGGAAGCGUAGAGAUGCAGCUGUGCAAUACCAUACAAAUAAAAUGCAUAAGCAGCAGGAUAGACACCUCCUGCAAGCUUCUGCGAGAUCCAAAUGCUGCAUCUGGGGAUGCAGCAUCAGAUCACCAUCGCGACCAUCAGUCAUGACUUAUGAUGGUAGUAGACCUUGGUCCAUCUGCGUAAGCCGAACCUUACUCAGACUGGCUGUCUGUACCAGACAGCUGGGUCCAGGAAGUCUAAAUGUGACCACACAGACCAUGAGGCCAGUCAUGCCUACUAGAUGGGCCGACACUCCACCCACCCCCAAACACCUCAUGGGGACUGUGAGUAAUGAGUCUGUGAGGACUGUGAGUCGUUCUCCACAUGAGCAGAGCAGGUCUUGCACCUGUGCAGGCCACUAACCAUCGGAUUUGUAGGUAAAGCAUUCGGUUUAUGUACAAAUCUGCAUUAGGAACAGGCUUGUUUCAGAGACAAAUUUACUUGCUUUUUUUUAAAAACAAAUGGAAAUUAUAGUCAAAAAUGCUUAAUGAUUUAAAUAUAUAAUUUGUUCCGUUGUGAAUAUUUUCUUUAAAAUAAAAAUAUUUUUCUAACAAUUUAUAAAGGUGGGGGGGUUGCACACAUUGCACAGUGGUAAGUCAGCCCUGCCCCACUGACCACUCCAGGACAAGGUUUUGGCAAUAUUUUGAAGGAGCUGUAAAUUGUAUUCAAUGGAGAAUUUCUAUAGCAGCUAUCGGCAUCGCUAUAGACUAUUGUGAGCUAGGAUCACAUACUGUAGCAAAAAUAUAUAUUAGAUUUUCGCCGGGCACACGUACAGAACACAUAGAGAAAUAUAGGUUGGUGCACACUACAAUCAGAAAAUGUUCACAUCUCUGUGGCACAAAUUCAGCAAAAUGAAAGCCUUAGAUGUAUUUAGAGCUAAUACCACUCCACAUAUUAAUUAGCUUAACUACUGAGUUAAUAUUGCCUAGGCUUAUGUCUUGCGAUGGCUGCAUGGUAAGAAAGACCUUCUAUGCCCUUUAAGUCACAUCACCCAGGGGAUCUGAUGAAAAUAUAAUGCAGAAAACAUUUAAUAUUCAUUUUAAUAGUGUCCAUUGCUAAAAGUACUGUUCCCCUGAACAACUGCACUAUAAAACGCAUGCUUUGCUCUAUGACAAUGUUGUUCUUUCACCAUUUCUGAUUUUAAGCGCUGCUCAAUAGCCUUAUGUGGCAAAGUUAUUAUAUCAUUUACAGCAAUACUUGUGCUGCCCUGACUCCUGGCAGUGCAGUCAGCAGCAUUAUGGCGCAGUAGACUUCUCAGCCCACUUAAGGGCAAUAACACAAGAAGACGUCCGGUAAAUCGCACAUAGAUCAGUUGCGGGGAAACACUGCAGAGCUUCAACCUUAAUUUUAUUUCCAUUGAAUCAUUUUUUUAAAGCUUGUUAGCGCUUUGAGAUGUAGCCUUCUUGUCUCCUUAUGUUGUUGCUACUUUGCACAUAUUGCCAUCGCAAUACCUCCAGCUAUACCUGAUUUGAAAAUUGGGACAUUUUAGGCAACAAUCUGAACUGCCAGUCAUAAUCUAUUUCAUCUCUAUACUGUAUAUAUUUGAUCCCUCCAAAAAUGGGUGGCACUCUGUCUGUGACCGUGUUGUACAUUUACUAAUUCCCAGGGUGCCAUCCAUUUUUUAAGGUAUCAAGUAUCUGUUUAAGGUAGGCACCCUGGCAAGAUUAUUGCAUUGCAUAUAGGAUUGCCAAACCCAGUGUACCUAUCUAUCUAUCUAUCUAUCUAUCUAUCUAUCUAUCUAUCUAUCUAUCUAUCUAUCUAUCUGUCUAUCUAUCUAUCUAUCUAUCUAGGGCCGGACUGCCCAUCUGGCACUUCUGGCAAAUGCCAGAAGCGCCGAUGAGCUUGUGGGCCGGUCCUGUCAGGCAGAGAGCCAGGAAUACUCCAUAGAAAUGGAGGCUUGCCGUGAGUCCACACCCCCAUGACUCGCGGCACGCCCCCGACUUUAGUACCCGCGCGCCCCUGUACACAGUGCGUGUGCUCCUGGUAUAUGUGUGUGCACGCAUAUGCCAGGGUCGAAUUCGGACCACAGUCCGUCCCUGUAUCUAUCUAUCUAUCUAUCUAUCUAUCUAUCUAUCUAUCUAUCUAUCUAUCUAUCUAUCUAUCUAUCUAUCUAUCUAUCUAUCAAUACAGAGAGAGAGAGAGAAAAUCUACUAAAAACAUUUAUAUUAUAAAAUGUACAAAAUAUAUUAGUUGGGGUGGUAUUUAUCAAAGCAUGGAGAGAGAUAAAGCACUAACCAGUUAGAUUCCAAAUUACAUUACACAGUCUAUAAAAUGGGAGUUAGAAGCUGAUUGGUUUGUGCUUUAUCUCUCUCCAAUUUAUUUCUCUCCACGCUGUGAAAAAUACCUGAAAAUCACAAUAUCUGCCUAAGGGGUCUAUUUACUAAGCCUUGGAGAGAGACAGAGUGGACGGAGAUAAAGUGCCAACCGACCAAUCAGCUCCUAAUUGUCAUUUUUCAAACACAGCCUGUAACGUGGCAGUUGUGAGCUGAUUGGUUGGUACUUUAUCUACAUCCACUUGUUUAGUACAUAGACCCCUACAUCUGGUAACCCAUUUGAUUUGUGUGGUCCUAGUUGUUUGAAAUUGGAGUUUAAAAAGUUAUGGAUACACAGGAAAUAUGUGCUCAGUUUGGUAAAAGAGAGCUUGCAAUUUUCAAUAUAAUCCCUUUAUAAACAAUUAGAAACUUUUCUUUUAUCUUCCUUUCAUCAGCAAACUAUGUGCGGGCACUCACAGGCACCCUGCUAUGAAAAUCAAUGACCCCUUCAUACUGAAUAAAAAAACACUAGCCGCCGCAUCUGUGUCUCCGCACGAUAGCUAUUCUCUCCCAGUGUUCAUUACUGAGCAAAAUGAGUGUAAAUGAUGUCAAAUUCCAAAGAGAGCUGGAGAAAUAUUUUACUAAAAUGACUCUGACAAUACCUUUUACAUCGAUUAUGGCCCAUUACUUUGUGUUCAAGUAGCUAGUGACUGAGUUUUAUUGCCAUAGAAACCACGCUUGUUGAAAUGCAAACUCAGAAGGCCUGAUUCAUUAAAAAAUUACUUACAGCACAUGUACUGGCCACAAAGCUUUUUAUGGGCAAUUCCAUGCCCAAUUAUUGUACAAGAUCUCACCACACACAAAAAGAUAAUUCUUUGUUAUUAUGGGACAAUUGCUGACUGUUCAUUUAUUUAUUAUCUGAUGCCGUAAAACUUAUGUGUAAAAAAAAAAAAAAAUCACUUUGAGUAGAUUGGAAUAUUGUACAAUCCACAAAGCUCCAUAGCGAUUUCUCUGUCUGUAAGGUGCAAUAAAUCAGCAAUAUGGUAUGUAAUGUAGCAUAAAAUGAAAUGUUACCUACCAAAAACUUGGACGUGAGCAGAUUGUGAACAAUUGAAGCAGACAGAUGCAUCAUGCCUGCAAAUAAAGUUGUUGAGCUAUAAAGUGGAAAACACAAAAAAUGACAGAAUAGGCAUUGUAAGUGAUUUAUUCAUUUAUUAUUCAGAACACUUAUAGAUGUGGUAAAAAGACUGUCACAAUGGUUUCUAAAAUACUAACAUGUAUACAGUAAUGUAAUAAAAUAGAACUGGUAGUACUGCUGAAAGUGAACCGGUACUACCAGCACACAGUGACCACAGGCAUUUUUUGGGCUUAGCCAAUAUCCAGCCCAUCAGCUCAGUUCAACAAGUGUUUUUUGGAUAAACUAAACAUCAAUAUAUUUUUAUAGCACUAUAUUUAUGGAUGGGGUCCAGUAUGAAAUGCCGCUGCUCGGAAUCCCGGCGGUCAUAAUAUUGACUGCGGGAUCCUGAUGCUGGUAAAACCCAUGGGAUGAGUGUGUGGAUUUGUCCCCCUCCCCUACUCACUAUCCCUAAACCUCGGUUCCCGCUCCCUAACCCUAACCUCCCCCCGUACUGCCUGACCCUAACCACAAACCCGGAGGUGCAUAAAUCUAAAUCCCCAUCCCCGCUGCCUAAACCUAACACUCCCUCCCCCGCAGUCUGACCCCAACCCCCUCCACCGCAGGGGUGCCUAGCCCUAACCCUCACUACCCGCAGCCUAACCCUAACCUACCCCCCCUCCCACAGCCCAACCCUUCCCUGCAGCCUAAACCUAUCCCUAAUUUCCCCAGCCCUAUACCUAACUCGGCGGCUACUUACAGUCAGGAUGCCGGGUGUCGGGAUUCCAGCGUCAGUCUCCUGCCUCUUUUGGAGUUCUGGUGUUGGGAUUCCACUGGGUGUUGGGAUUCCAUCAUUGGUAUUUCGGCUGCUGGGAUCCCAACAGCUGGCAUUUUUACUGCAUCCCUAUGAAUGAUAUACUAUAUAAUCCACUGACUGACUUUAUUGGCAUUGAUUUAUUGGUGAGGCAAACUAAUUUGGUCUAUGUUUGUUCUGUUGUUUCCAAUAAUGCACCCUUCACCCUUCAGUUGCACUCUGCAGAUUUUGCUUCAUGUACAGUACACCCUGCGAGGCAGCCAUUUUGUGCAUUGAUUAAUAGACAUGAGAAAUCACUGUAUGUGUUAAUCUCUCACAAGAGGUUUUGGGACAGUAUUACAAUGGUUGUUUUGAGGUAGUGAUUGACAUAAAAGUUAUUAUUAGCAGUGCCCCUCACAGGGAUGGGACUUAUCAUAGCAGGCAAUGAAGGAGUCAAUGGUGGUCAUUCCGAGUUGUUUGCUCGCUGACGUUUUUAGCAGAAUUGCAAGUAGGCUAAAAAUUGGCAAUUCUGCGUAUGCGUUUGGGCCGCAGGGCGCACGCGCAAAGUACUUUCACAAAAAACUAUGCAAUUUUACACAGGUCUGUAUGACGCUUUUCAGUCACUCUGCUGAUCGGUGAGUGAUUGACAGGAAGUGGGUAUUUCUGGGUAGUAACUGAGCAUUUUCCGGGAGUGUGCUAAAAAACGCAGGCGUGCCAGACGAAAACGCAGGAGUGGCUGGCCAAACGCAGGGCGUGUUUGUGACGUCAAACCAGGAACUAAAUGGACUGAGGUGAUCGCAAUCUAGGAGUAGGUCUGGAGCUACUCAGAAACUGCAGGGAAAUAUUUAAUAGCAGAACUGCUAAUCUUUCGUUCGCAAUUCUGCUAAGCUAAGAUAUACUCCCAGAGGGCGGCGGCCUAGUGUGUGCAAUGCUGCUAAGGGCAGCUAGUGUGCGAUCAACUCGGAAUGAGGGCCAAUAUUCUGGUAAUCUUCAAGUACACCAGGUUACCAAUCAAAAUAACUUUAAUGUCUGCUUUUGACCAGUCAGUGUAAUCUACUGCUACAAUCUCCAGUGAGAAAGUCCCAGCUAUCCCCUGACUAAGCACCUAACAUGGCUCAUUAAUAUAGCAGUUUUUUUUUAUUAAAUUAUUAGUCUUCAUGAAAAAUAGCCAUGUGUGGGCCUCAUAUUCAAAUAGCUUUUAAAAUGUAUACCAUUAAACAAGAGACAUAUAUCUGUAAUAAUCCAUUGGCAGGCAUUUAAAAAAAAGUGUUACAAGAUAUAACAAACACAUCCGCCCAUCACUAGUCUACAUUCUCAUUAUAUUGGUUUGGCCUGCAAAAUAAAACACCACAGAGUGAAUGUUACAUACAUAUCACACUUUAAUCCCCACUUGGAUAUCAAUAUGCAGUUGAAUGGAAUGUUCCCUGUGGCUGCUAUAGCAGCCUGUAACACAAUAGGGUUCAUUCACUUUCACUCAUGCAUAAAAUACAUGGAUUUAGCCCAAUUGGACACGGUACAUACAGUACAUACUUGCCUACCUGACCCUCUCCAUGAGGGAGAAAUUGCUCUGUUCCUGGACUUUCCUGGUAAUGUAUGAUUGCCAUCACCUGUGGUGAAACACCUUUCUUAUCAAU